AAACGUUACUCAUGGCAGUGUGUUGCUGAGCAGCAGCCAGUCGUCUCUCUCUCCUCACCGAGCUCACUCUCUAUCUCCUCCUCGGCUCCGUCUCACUUUACGCGCUCUCAAGCUCGGCGGACGGACGAGAGCUUUCUCCCUCUCUCCCUCUCUCCCUCUCUUCCAUUUCAUCGUACCCUCUAUCUAUCAUUUUUUAUUUCCCCCCCCUGACCCCCUUCCCCCGUGUCAGGGGCAAUUGUGGGGGUCCCCAAAGUGUGUGAUUGAGAGUGUGUGUGUGUGUGUGUGUUUUGGAGGGUUUCGGCAUGGAGGCAGUGGCACUGUACACGUUCCGUGCCACUGAGGGCGAUGAACUCAGUUUCAACAAAGGCGACAUGCUCAAGAUCACCAACAUGGAGGAUGAUCCUAACUGGUACACAGCUGAGCACCACAACAGAAAAGGCUUCGUGCCGAAGAACUACAUCAACCUGCGGCCGCACGCCUGGUUCGCCGGCCGGAUAUCUCGCGGUGUGGCCGAGAGUCGACUCAGACAAAUGGGGUGUGGAGCCUUUCUGGUCAGAGAGAGUGAAAGUGCCCCCGGAGAGUUCUCCAUGUCCGUGAGUUAUGGCGACCACGUGCAGCAUUUCAAGGUGCUGCAGGAUCGCAGCGGUCAGUACUACGUGUGGGACGAGCUCUUCUCCUCGCUCAACGAGCUGGUGGAGUUCUACCACAGCAACAGCAUCGCCAAGGAGAGGAACGUCUAUCUGAGGGACCCCGAGCAAUUCGCCCGGCGUCCCCAUCACGGACACGCCCUCUUCGACUUCGCCCCCCACCACCCAUCCCAGCUACGCUUCCUGCGCGGCGACGUCAUCGAACUCAUCGACUGCUCCGAUUCGCUGCGCUGGAGGGGCCGCUGCCACGGGCACGUGGGCUACUUCCCCCCGGAGUACGUCCAGCCUAUUUACCAGUGCCAAUGAACUGACUUGUCAAUCAAACGCAGAGCCAAUACCGAAGGUUCCUCGAUUGAGCCACCCCGCCCCCCGCCCCUCACUCUGCUCCCCCGCUCUGCACUCAGUUAAUUCAUUUUCUGGAGCGGACGACCGACGAGCUGAUGCUGAACUGCUCUUCUGUUACUGACUCCUCCAAUUUCCUGUGAUGUCACAAGCCUCGUCCAAUCGGUUGCCACAGCUGCAUCAAUUGCUUUCACCCGAUCCCACGACCCCCCCCCCCCCCCCCCCCACACACUUCUCUGUAAUCUUAAGAAAUUCCAGAUUUGGACCUACACACUGUGGAGAAUUCACAGACUAACACACACACACACCUCGACAUAAUCAUUUAUUACAGUUUAUCAGCACUGGUGCAGACUAAAUAAAGGAACACACACACACACACACACACACACACACACACACACACACACACACACACACACACACACACACACACACACACACACACACACACUAACCUGAUGAAAAAGGAAUGGAGGGAGUGUGUGGGACCCACAGGAGCGAGCGGAGGAGGGUCAAGGCUUCCUCCGCUGCAGAUGAGUCAGGAUCUGCUCCGGCACCUUGCAGCCAUUCCCACACGGAGAUCCGGGGAGCUGGGCCGAGACUCACAUGGAGAGUUAUUGUGUUCUGAAUAAAUGUGAGAGUUAGUGAAGACUCGGUGGAAACUGACAGCAGAUUCCUCUUCUUCCCCUGGACUGAUGUGUGUGUGUGUGUGUGUGUGAGGAGAGAUUCUGGAUUUAAAAUUGGGGCCUGAGUACAUGUAAACUUUAUUUAAGUGUAUGUUUGUUGGGUGACAAUAAGAAUAUGUGUGCAUGAGUGAUGUGUGUGUACGUGUGUGUGUGUGUGUGUGUGUGUGUGUGUGUGUGUGAGAGAUGUUCACUCCCCAAAACACUGCUUUGUUUUAUACAUAUACACACAUAGCCUACAAUGUAAAACGCUCAUCUCAACUUAUGGACCAUUUGUUUCUAUGUAUUUAUUCUUAUUCACGUGAAAUCUUAGAAAAACAUAUAUUACAAGUGAGAAUUAAACAUUGUACAAAGCUUUUUGUUCCUGUUGCAACAAGUCGAUGAAGAGAAGCACAUUUUACGCGGUGAACGGUGAGAACAAGGACCGGUCUUCCUUUACCUGUAAUGACAAAUCAUUUCAAUAAAGUGAUGCAUUUAUCUCUUUGAA
Messenger RNA from Pleuronectes platessa (European plaice), 2159 nucleotides. It is a transcript of the gene grapa, whose product is annotated as GRB2 related adaptor protein a. The transcript has 5 exons. NCBI's taxonomy places the organism in Eukaryota, Metazoa, Chordata, Actinopteri, Pleuronectiformes, Pleuronectidae. The record is from RefSeq and is a predicted model, not a curated record. Bases 303 to 953 code for a protein of 216 amino acids. Gene Ontology annotation, molecular function: protein binding.